CUAGAGCAACGCCAGUUUGACCUGGAACGUGAUGUUGCACACUGGAAGCAGCAGUAUGAAGAGGAGCAUGAAGCCCGUGUCAAAUUUGAGCAGAAAGCUGAAGAUGCCCUCGAGAAAGUUACCAUGCUGGAGCAGCAGCUACAACAACUCAACACCAAAAAUGAGACUCUGUUAUGUGAAUUGAAAAUCACAAGAAGUGAGACUGAUUCCCUUACCAGUUCUUGCAAUGCUCUCUCUGGCACCAUUGAGACCAAAAACGGGCUCAUUUUAGAUCUGAAGAACCAGAUCACUAGCUUGGAGCAGCAGGUCUCUGGGGCCAUGAGAGCAAAGGCUGAGGCGCAAAUACAGUCGGAAGAAGCAGCCAACCUGCAGAGACAACUUGAAAACAAGGAAAGGCUGCUGUCUCAGGAGCGUAGCAUGCUGCGCGGCCAAGUUGAGUUGCUGCAGCAGCAGCUGGAGAAGCGGGUGCAGGAGGCUAUGUUACUUCGCAAUGAACAUUCCAGCAAACUGGUGCAGCUGCAGCAAGAUCUUCACAUCGCCACUACAGAGAGCCGCGUGCUGAAGGAGAGUCAGGAGCAGCUGGAAAAAGCAGCUAAAGAAAGCCGCAAGCGCGUCAGCGAGCUGCUGGAGACGCUCAAUGAGGCACGUGACAAUGAGCUCAAACUCGAGGAAAGCUUCAGGAUGGAGCUCAGUGCCCAGCAAAAACUUGUCUCUAUUUAUCAAAUAUCAUCGGAGGAUCUCAAGACCCAAUGCGAUGAGCUGGAGCGUGGUGUGCUUGAGCUGAGGUCCCUCCUGAAGGAGGCAAGUGAGCAAUACGGGGCCCUGGAGAGGGCCAAGGAGAGCCAGGCCCAGGAGGCUGACGCUCAGCUCCAGAAGAGAGAGGAGAUUAUUGCUGACCUUAGAGAUGAACUUGAUAAGGUUAACAUGCUGCUUGAGGCAAACGCAAAAAAAGAGGAAGAAAACGCGAUGUUUUCCCUGACCCCGGCUGCAAAUGCUGCAAGCCAGCUCCUGAGCAAAGGCCUGACGCUGUCUCAACUCUAUGCUGAACACUUGACGGCCACUGACAAGCUCCUCAAGGCGGAGGAAGAAAAUGCAAACCUCACGCGUUACAUCGACCAGAUCCUGCAGGAGAUUGAGGAACGAGCGCCUGCUCUGCAGAAGCAACGAAAGGAAUACAUUGCCGCCACUGAGAUGGUUGAGGCGCUGCAGAAGCAGAUUGAUGAGAACAAUGAAGCUUCGCGCACUAUUCGGGAUGAAUGCAGUGAGCUGGAACGGCGUUGCAAGUUCUUGAUGCGCGAGCAAGAGCGGCUGGUGGGCCGCAACGCAGACCUGGACAGGCAGGUGGCCGUGUUGCUCAUGCAGGUCGAGGCCGCUAGAGCUGGCCUCCCGCCCCCAAACAUAGAUGACAGCAUCAGUGGAGGUGUGAAUGGUCAAGAGAUGGUGAGUGCUCAGCUGCUGUGCUUCCGCGAUGUUAGCGAACUGCAGCAGCAAAACCAGAAGCUUCUGCAGACUGUGCGUGCUCUCACUGACCAAGUUGAGCUUGCAGACACUUCCUCAAGGGACAAGCAGAUUAAGGAACUUCAGGAACAGCUGAAUGAAGCACAUGCCGAGCUCGAGAAACUGCGCAUUAGUCGGGACAAAAUCGAAGCUAUUGUUGAGAACGUCGUCCGUCAGCGUGACACGUACAAAAGUCUUCUUGCCACACAGGGGAAAGAUUGGUCCUCAGCCACUGCUCCUGCUGAGAGCUCUGCAGCAGACACCUCUCGCACAUUCAACGCAGAAGCCGAGGCUAGAGGAGCGCAUGCUCGGCAGCUGAAGGAAGAGCUGGACAAAGUUUCCAAGGAGCUGGAGACCUGUAAGGCUUCACUCGCUUCAGCCCAGCAAGAACUCAAGUCAACAGAGCGGAGGCAUCAAGACCAGCUCAAGGAAUCUCAGAAGCACCUGGAUGAUCUGAGGGCUACUCUUGACAAGACUAGGUCCCAAAACGUGAAGUUGCUGUCGCACGCGGAGUAUAAUGAUGAGCGCAUCAAGACAAUGCAGGGUAAUUGUGAGAGCUUCCAGCGCCAAGUGAACGCUCUUGAAGAAAAGAACACAACCCUGCAAAGCAUUGUAAGCAGACACGAGGCUACAAUGGACCACUUACGCGGAGAACAUAUGACGCUUGUCAAGAAGUUGGCGCAUGCUGAAGUCAUUGCCAACAAUCUGAAGGAAGAAAAGCUCAUAUUUAAGGAAACUGAGGCACGUUUGCUCGCUGAGCGCGAGAAUUUUUCACGCCAAGAGUCAACCCAAGCAAUGGUGCUGGCCAGCCUCGCGAGCAUCAAAAAUAACUUGGAACACAAGGACGCUUCAGAGAGAAUGCAAUACCAGAACAAAAUAGCUGAUCUCACAGAUCAAAAUCUCAGGCUCAAGGCCAAGCUUGAAGCCAAUACAGAUCUUAAGGAGAUGACCAACAAAUUGGCUGUUGUUGAAGAGCGCCUGAAGGCGUGUGAGCGUGAACGCGUCACCAAAUCUGAGCAUCUUGCUUCUGCCAAGGAGCACUUGCAGACACUGCAGAGCCGUUAUGAAGAGUCUCUGCAGCGUGAGAAGCAACUUACUGUGCAACUCAAGCAGCUGCAGACAACAGGAACGAGCGAGAAUAACGGCAAUGAGAACACGAGUUCUGCAGGCAAUGAUGGGUCGUCAGUGCGCGACGUGGAGGUGCAGCUGGCCGAGGAGCGGGGCCGAGUAGCGGCCCUGCAGCGCGCCCUGUCGCUCAAUAAGGAAAGCCUCGCCUCCCUGCAAACAAUUUGCGCUCAGCAGGAGAAGGAGCUUGCGCAGUCUGCGGAGGCUACUCAAACUAUGCUCAAAAAAUUAGAGGAGAUGAGUGCCGAGAAGUUAGCGGUUGAGAAGCAGCUUGCCGCUAUUGAAGAGAAGUUACAGCAACUGCAGGAGACGUCUGAGGAACGAAUUGCAGAACUGACACGUCAGUUGCAGCAGACUCAAGAGGAUGUAUUAUCUUCAAAGGACGUAGUUGAGACUGCUCGAGCUGAUCUCGAAAUGGCCAAAAAAGUUGAGAAUGAUGCCAAGAAGAUCAUUGAGGAGGCUCAGAGAGAGACGUUGGCGGUGCAGCAGAAAUACGAGCGCGAGGUGAUGCUGCACGGCUCUGACCUGCAGCAGCUUGCUAAGCUCAAGGAGGAAGCAGCACAUUACCAAGCUAACUUAGGAAAGAUUACAGCUGAGAAAAUAGCUGCGCAGGAAACUCUUGAGGAGGUGCAGCGCGCCGGCAACCAGCUCACAGAUUCGCUAAAACGAGACCGGGAAAGCCUCACCGAGCGCAUCAAGGAGCUCGAGGACCAGAACAAUUCCCUCGUCGAGCAGUUCUCACAGCUCUCUGAUAAGAUGGCCUCCCUACAAUCGAAGAUGUCUCAGGAUGGCAAUGAGAGCAUAGGAAACGUGUCGAUGAGCGAAGAAGAGUGCCGCACUUCAGAUCAGCUGCGUGAGGUCAUCAAGUAUCUUAGGCGGGAGCGCGAACUCGCGACUGGACGAUGUGAUGUUGCUCAGGCUGAGCUGUCACGUGUCAAGGCUCAGAUAGAGUGCGCUCACAAGCGAGCCGAGCAUCUAGCUGCUGAGCUCAACCAGGCUAGACUUGACCAGCAGGCGUCACUGGAUACAACAUCGCGCUAUGGAGAACUUCUGCGCAAAGUGCACACAGUGGACGCCCUGGCCGACAGCAACAGACUCUUGCGGCAGGAGAAAGAUGAUCUACAGCAGCGUGCUGAUCAGGACAGAGCAAGGGCUGAUGCUCUCGCUGCCCAAGUCGAGCCUCUUAACAUCAAGAUCGCGGAAACUCUCGCUGAAGUCGAGACUCUUCAAGUCGAGAAGAAGGCCCUGGAGAAGGACAUAGAGAUGUACAAGAAGCGAACUCAAGAACUUGUAGAGAAACUAAAUCGUGCCAAACCCGAAGACUUCAUGAAGAUGCAACAGGAGUUGGCCGCCACCAAGAAUGCCCUUGCCCUCAAGGAGACAGAUAACAACAAACUCAGAGUACAGGUGGGCCAGCUUCAGAAGAAUAUUAGAAUGGUGGUGACGUCUCGUGAUGGCCUCCAACAGCAGCAUUCUGCUAUCAAGGAAGAGAAAACUAAACUCAUGGAAGAGAACAAGAAGCUUGUGGCUGAGAGGACCAGGCUUGUUGCGCAGGUUGGACAACUGCAGGAGCGCAACUCCUCUCUGCAGGCAGCCCAGCAGCAGGAGCAAUUGAAGCAGCUCGAGCUGCGUAAUCAGCUCUUGCAGCAGCUCGGCGAAGUAAAGCAGCGCGAGGAGGCAGCGAGGCGGGAGUCAGACUUGCUGAAGAAAGAAGCGGAGGCGUCCAAGCGCCUUGCUGACACAACUAAUACCACCCUCGAAGAAACUGAGAACAAGAAUGCUGAACUCCAGAAAGCCUUGACUCAGUUGCGGAAAAUCGCCCAGAAAUACAAGAAGGCUGCAGAAUCUACUUCGGAAGAGGAAGGUUCAUCUUUGGCUGCUCGUGUCAAAGAGCUCGGAGAAACUAACGAAGAAUUGCGCCGUCAGCUUGAAGAAGCUUCUAAGACAGAUGGACGGGACCAAGAAGGAGCAUCGCGUGCCAAGCUGAUGGAAGGAGAGGUGACCCGUCUGCGUCAGGAGCUGGAGGCGCGCACCAAGGAGACUCACGCCCUCAGGAGCACUGUUAACAAGCAGCUCACAGAUAUCGGCAAAAAGUUAGAGGAGGCCAAUGCGAAGAGUCAAGCUGGCGAAUCGCGCGUUGUUCAGCUAGAAAAAGAGAAAGAGCUUUUGACUGGGCAAGUGGAGGCCUUGAACUUGAAAGUAACCACGAUGCAGCGGCAGAUCAACCUGGAUCCCACCGCAUGGCCUAAACAGCAGCAAACGGGGACGUCGAAGCCGUCCACAAGCGUUGCAACAUUGGACAAAGCUCCAAGCGAAUCUCCACCCACUGCCAACAUAAAGCCUUUGGCUGCAGCGUCGCCCUCUGUGACAUUAUCUUCUCCUCGCCCAACGGCUGUGACCACCGCGCCCUCCCGCACAAUUCCGACCGCAAGCAUCCGUCCACUAGCUCCACCUUCCUCGUCCGCUCCUAGCAUGGUUGUGGUGCCUCAUAGAGAUGUGCACAGCGAGGGCCUCGUAUCGUCCUCAACGGCUUUGCCUCAGGCCACCGUCACCCCCACACCAUCUGCUUCUUUACCCACUUCUACUGCCACAACGACAGUCACACUGCCUACGUCCACUGCUACAACCGCUACCCAGCUGCCCAUCGCUGCUGUGGCCGUCUCGUUGGUGCAAGGUACCACGCUCACAGCCACGGUACCACCCACGCCCGCCGUGGCUGCUCCAAUCGUCCCAAGCGGAAGUUCUUCAAGCAGUGUCAGCGUGCCAGUGGCUACUGCCGCGGUUGUAUUGGAAUCAGCAGAGCCAAUAGAGGCAGAAGGAGAAACUGCCGCAGACCAAUUUGUAUCACAGGCCAUUGCUCUGAUUGCGCCUAGCCAAGAGAUACCUUCCGCAGUACCAGGUCCUUCGUUCAAGCGUAAACGCGAAGGUGAAGACCAGCAAUGCGUUGACGAAGAUGAGAACAAACGCACUCGUGUGGAGCUAGAAACGCCGUCUGAAAGUUUGGGGGAAAGCAGCGAGCAGCAGCCGCAGCAAGAAGUUGGAGAUGCAACGAGCUCCUCUAAUUCUCUCCAUGCUGAAGCGCGUGCUGUCGAGGCUUCGAGGGCUGAGGACGAUGUUAUUCUUGUAGACUCUGAUGACGAGGAGCAUCGUGAACGGCAAGAUUCUAAUGAAGUUGAGCAAAGCUUGCCAGCAGAACGCAUGGAAGAGCGCGAGGCUGAAGAACGGCGCAGUUUGGCUGAUAAUGAACUGCCCAUGCAAUGCGAGGCUGCCGAGGUGCCCAGUGAGAGCCACGAAGCCAUGCAGGCCGCGCAGCAGCAACAGCCUUCCUCAUCUUCACCUGGACAUCGGCAGUCUGCACUCGUCCUCCCGCGGCCUUCUGCUAAUAAUGACAGAGUUGGCUCUUCUGGAAGCAGCGACGGAGGCACUGCAAGUCUGUACGAGGAUGGCAGUGACGCGUCCCAAUCUCGGUUUGAAGCGCUGCCUGAACCAGUGAGCUCUCCUCAGCGCGGAACGGCACCGCCAGCACCUCUCUCCCCUGGGACUGACGCGACGAGCGAGAGCGGCGUGAGCACCAGUGAUGCCGUCGGCCCCUCAGCUGACUCAGCAGCUGGCACCUCACAGCAGCAGUUGCAGCACUCGCCUGACGAGAUGGCAGUUCCAUCUGGCAACUACCCUGAGGCUGACAGCGUUGCGGCUCACGACGGUGACGAGGAGAUGGAAGAGGAAGUGGACGAUGAGGAGGAAGAUGUCGGUGAAGAUGAUGAACAAGCUGACGAAGAGAACGACGUUUCGCCUGAAAACAACAGAGAUGUUGAAGAAGAAGACGAUGUCGUUGAAGUCCCGGAUGAUGAAGAAGAGGAAGAAAGCUCUGAAGCGCUGCAGCAGCCCAGAGAGGCCGUACAUCAGGAAAGAGAUGUUGAUGAAGUGACGAGCGGUGGCGAGGAGGUGAGUGGAAGCAUGGGCCCAUCAUCAUCGUCGUAUGCGGCUCCAUCAUCUUCUUCAUCAUCGAUCACCGCCCCAGCUUCCCCAUCGUCAUCCUCUUCCCGUCGCAUCACCCCGAUCACCUGGGACCGCUCCACACCCCAACAUGGCGAACCUCAACGCGGAUCUCGCGCAGGUCAGAGAGUGCGAGGUCCGUACCGCAGCAGCGACCGCAUUCUAGGACGACGCCAGCAGCAGCAAGCACCAGUGGAGGUGCCGCAAAGGGGCGGCUUCACCACUCAGCGCAGCGUCCGUGGAGGCCAGAAGGCGCGUCGCUCUCGUCAGGCGCACAUGUAGAUUUGCGCUAGUCUACUUUAGAUGGCUGGCUGUUUAGAUUUAAUAUCGUUCUAGAAUCAUUUUCCCCAUUUACGAUAACGUGAGGUUUACAUAUAUUGGCUAAAUCUGAUUAUUAUUUUUCAAGAAUUGGAAUUUUUGCUCAAGAGGAAUAUUUCGUUUCUAUGACCCACACGGGCGUUAACAAGUAGUAUGUAGUCAUUGAAGGAAAUGUGAAGCCUAUUUUCGUUUUGUUCACACUGAUCAAUGGCUUAAUUUUUUUUAAAGGGGAUCACCCUUCAUGAAUGGUUCCUUAUUGUUUGUUCAAGUAUGCUACUCUCGGUAUUAUAAUGACCCAAUAUAUGUCAUUUUUCUCAACAUUCCCUCCGAAAUCCGUACAAGUUUACUUGGUGCUAAGCGCAACGACGCUCAGUCAACCGUUCAGAUUUUGGUCGGUAACAUUUGUGCCGCAUUAGAAUAAUCAUCUGAAAUGAACCUGAAGAGAAACGCUGAAGUAUGGAAAUUCUGUACACUGUAUUAUUCAAUUGCUACUUUCUGCAACUUAUAAAUCCUCCAGUUUCAGUUUACGGUUAAUUACUUGGAUGAUAAGCCUAAAACAAAUUACAACCAUUACUUUGGAAGUAGCCUGACUGCUUUGAAUGAAAAGAUUUCACGAUAAGUGUCAAACAUAGCCUCUUGUUCAACACCCUUUAGUCACUUCAUAUUCACUGUCACGCCUAAAUAAUGCAAAAUGUUCAGUCCUGUAAUACUAAUUAUAGAUCUCAAUAAGUGACGGAUGAA
Messenger RNA from Hyalella azteca, 7677 nucleotides. Its product is annotated as nucleoprotein TPR. Gene Ontology annotation, molecular function: structural constituent of nuclear pore. Gene Ontology annotation, biological process: mRNA export from nucleus; protein import into nucleus. The transcript has 37 exons. NCBI's taxonomy places the organism in Eukaryota, Metazoa, Arthropoda, Malacostraca, Amphipoda, Hyalellidae. The record is from RefSeq and is a predicted model, not a curated record. Gene Ontology annotation, cellular component: nuclear pore. Bases 124 to 6900 code for a protein of 2258 amino acids.